Molecule: messenger RNA, 2068 nt
Organism: Monomorium pharaonis (pharaoh ant)
Lineage: Eukaryota; Metazoa; Arthropoda; Insecta; Hymenoptera; Formicidae
Gene: IFT54
Product: TRAF3-interacting protein 1
Exons: 10
Coding region: 160-1953 (597 amino acids)
Biological process (GO): intraciliary transport; regulation of microtubule cytoskeleton organization; cilium assembly
Cellular component (GO): centrosome; intraciliary transport particle B; ciliary basal body
Molecular function (GO): microtubule binding
Source: RefSeq, a predicted model, not a curated record
GGCGUAUCACGUGCAGCGUCACGUGUCAUGCGUUGCCUGGCAACCGUUUGACAUUACAUUGGACGCGGAUUACUGCAACUGCAAAUGUCAUGCAUGCGUGUUGCAACGAGCUAGGCAUGACUUAGACACGGGAGAGAACAAUUAAGAACAGUUGUCACGAUGACGGACGAUGUGCGACUCGAGGUGAUAAAAAAGACGCAGGAUUUACUCGGAAAAUAUUUCAAGAAGCCGCCAUUGACCGAGAAACUACUCCGCAAACCGCCGUUUCGCUUUCUCCACGAUAUUAUAACAGCUAUCAUUAAAGAGACCGGCUUCCUAGAAGGAUUAUUCAGUGAGGAGGAACUAAAUUCUGAUAAUAUAAAAGACAAGGAAGCAAAGCUCUCUUUUUUGACAAAACUCAUCGAUGUCAUCAAAUUAAUCUCGGGUGCUAAUUUAAUGGUUAGGGCAAGUAAGAUCGUUUCUGGUCAAGAGCCAACGAAGACAAAUGAACUACUGCAGGCCAUUGGAAAAGCCCUUGACAAGAAAGUCAGCAGUAGGGAGGCGAUUGAACACUACAAAAAGAGUUUAGAAAAGAAAACAAAAACUGGAUCAAAAUCGAGAUCCACUAAAGAUGAAACUUCAAAGAAGCCUACAUCAAGACAGACAUCGCAGACGAGAAAAUCAUCGGAAAAAGAUAAGAUCUCGGGUGGGGAGCGAAAGAAAAGGUCGUCUAGCACGGAAAAAACAGCGUCGAGCGAAACAAAGCGCGAAAAGGGUAACAGAAUCGAAGAGAGCAAAACAAGAAAAAAAAAUAAGGAGGAAAACGUGAAAAAUAUUGAGCCCAUAAAUAUUCCGCCGGCUGAGCCAGUUCAGAAUAAAGUUCCUACUUCGGCACAAAGAAGGAGGCCUUCCUCAUCCACCAAAGUGAAGGAGGAUGCUACGAUUUCAACAGAUCCGAAUGAUCUGACGAAGGAAGAACAGGUGCAACACAGAAGUGCCUCUAUUAGAGCACGACGUUCGGCACACGUGAAUGGAUCACAGGAGAAAAUAGGAACUAUGCCUUUACAGACAUCCAAUGACGAGGAGUCAAGUAGACCACUAACAAGCAAUUAUACUAAAGAAAUAAAGGAGAAUAGAAUGGAGGAGGACAAAGCGCAGCAACAAAUCGCUGAACGAAGCGAUCAAUCAGUGUCAGAAUUUGCAGGAUCUCAAGUCGAAGCUACUGAAAUGACUAUUCUUCAACAAUCGAACGCGAGACCCAAAACAUCCCUGAGACCACCUAGUGCUAGACCCAUCAGUGCCAGACCUGCUGCUCCCAGAAUGAGAGCAAAGACAGAGAUGAUAGUCAACGAGGAGAUAAAAACGCCACUGGGAAACAUCAACGUUAUUGUAGAAAAUUCCGACUUAAAAAAUGACGACGAUGACGAUGCGGAAGAUAUGGUGGUGAUGGAAGCGAAGGGAAGUGGCGGUGAUCUUUUAGAGAACGGAGAUUAUAAGAUAGACAAUCAAUUGAUGCAGGAACAUGGGCAUCUCGUGGCACAAAUCUUAGAAACACAGCGAGAGUUGGUCAACACGGACAAUGUCGAUGUAUUGCCAAAGAAAGUCGACAUUGCAUGGGAACCAGGCUCGAAACGCGAUCGGGAAAUAGCAACUAAGGAAAUCGAUAAAUUACGAGGAACUAUACAGACGUUAACGCGCACGACAAAUCCUCUGGGGAAACUGUUGGAUUAUGUACAAGAAGAUGUAGAAAUAAUGCAAAAAGAACUACUAGACUGGAGAAGUCAGUAUCGCCAAUUGAGCGAACAAUUGGAAAGAGAACAAAAAGAAACGCAAGAAAUGAUAGAACCCAUGAAGGAGACAUUGAAAGAAAUUGAUAGUAACAUGAAGAUUCAGUUAGAUAAGAUAUGUCAAGUAAAGGCGCAAAUCAUGAAAAAUGAUCAAAAAAUACGACGAUUACUUAAUGGUAAUUUAUAACAUAAUUAUAUCGCUAUAUAUUGAAUUGUAAAUAUUUUUAUAAGUCAUCGAAAUACAUAAUGAAUUGUCUCACCAUAAAUUAUUUACCUUAGAAGAAAAUUCUCUGUAUAAUCAG